Messenger RNA from Pedinophyceae sp. YPF-701, 1050 nucleotides. The record is from the annotation of a GenBank genome assembly. Lineage: Eukaryota; Viridiplantae; Chlorophyta; Pedinophyceae.
AUGGCCAACAUGUUUGACUUCGCGGAGGAUGCGGUGGACUACACGGACGAUUUCGCCGUCGAAGACGUGGAAAUGACCGAGGACCGCGAGACCGACCCCCGGCGCAUCCAGCAGCGGCAGAAGCAGAUAGACUAUGGGAAGAACACUCUUGGAUAUCAGAGAUACCUGGAACUGGUUUCCAAGGACAAACGGAAGCCGCGAGUGCACCCGGUGACCCCGGACGCCCACCUCAAGGUCAGCAAGCGCGCGUUCGACGGCAUUCUGAAGAAGUGGCGCCGCGCCCUUCACCGUUGGGACCCCGACCAGGGCGACGAUGGCGGCGCCGGUGCGGCGCCCGGGGCGCGCGUGCAGCGGAGGGACAGCGCGGACGCGAAGCGGAAGCGGCAGACGGACGCGCCGCGGUCGGGGAGCCGCGCGCCGCGCGCCGCGCCGCCCGCGCCGCUCGGCGGCGGGGCUGCGUCCGGGGGGGGGUCUGCCCCCAACUCCCCCCUGCCGCAGCGCAAGCCGAAGCGCGGGAAAGUCUGGGACGGGCAAACCACGCGGCGCGGCGACGUCGACGGCUACGCCGCGCCGUCCCCGCAGGCCACACCGCCGUACCGCGACCUCGACCGCACCACCGUGCGCACGGCGCCCGGCGCAGCGCACCCGAGCCACACGCCGGGCAGGGACCGGCGCGACCCCGGGCGCGAGCUGCUGCGGUACUCGCCCGAGGCUGCGCGGCCGCCGGCGGAGGAGGAGGACGGCGUGUACGGCGUGCGGUGGGCGGACGGCGGCGUGGCAGUUGACGCAGCGGCCCCGGGGGGGGGAGUGGCGUACAACGGCACGUGGCAGGUGUGGGGGGACGCGUUCGGCGGCGCAGGGCGCGCGCCGGGGCCGCGGCCGCUGGCUCGAGCGGACACGACGUUCUCAGAGGGGCCCCCGGGCUGGCGCAGCAACGUGAGCCGUAUGCAGAGCAUGGGGCCGCCGGGGUGGACGCCGCAGGCGAGCUUGUCUGCGGCGGAGGCGGCGGCGGGGGCGCGGGAGGCGGCGCGGCUGGAGCAGGUGGAGUGA